AUGCCAACUUCGUCUCCUAUGCCUGAUAUCUCCAUUCCUCAAGCUAGGAGGAUAGCUGUGGAUACCACAGGGGCUCAGAUAGUCCAAGAGGAAUCGCCAGCUACUCGAGAUUCCCGAGGUAUCUAUCUACCUCAUUACAUCGAGCCUGUAUCUCAUAUCGCUAUAGAUAUUGGAGGAUCUUUAGCUAAGGUGGUUUACUUCACAAGAUCCAACCUUCCUAUAUCAACCACACCACCACAAUCAGGCCAUUCUUCACCUUUCCUACCGCCCGCAGAAUCCGUUUCGGCGCCAUCACUCCUAUCCACAUCCAACGGAGCUUCCUCUUCCAGAUAUCACAUAGAUCAUGAUGAUUCGACUUCACUCAACUCACAUUCUCAUGCACCUUUUGACCAUUCUCCACCACCGUCAAAGCGACCAACUUUAAACGGAGCUUUAACUCCAGGAGUACUAUCAGAAGAUUUUCAGUCAAAUAAUUCUCAUCAACAGUUCACCAAUUCAUCAUCAAACUCAAAAUCAAAAUCAAUUCAUGAUAGAAAAGCAUCAAGAAAUAGUUUUAGUACACAUCCAAAAUUACGUCGUUCAUCUUUACCACCACCUUUACCUGGAGGUUUACUAAAUUUCGCAAGGUUCGAAACUGAAAAUAUAGAUGAUUUGAUUAAAUUCUUACAAGAUUUGAUCACUUCUUCUGCUUCAGCAAAUAGAGUUUCAUUGGAAAAAAUGAAAAGAAAUGUCAAAGUUAUGGCAACAGGUGGUGGAUCACAUUUAUUUUAUGAUAGAUUAAAAGAUGAAUUAGGUGUUCAAGUUACUAGAGAAGAAGAAAUGGAAUGUUUGAUCUUAGGUUUAGGUUUCGUAACUAGAGUACCAGAAGAAGUCUUUUGGUUCUCUGAAGAAUUAGUGUAUAAAGUAUCACAUACGCACCAUGAUUCAACUUCACCUUCAACUGCAAAUUCGAAUUCAACAUCAGCACCUCCACCACAUCCAGUGAAAUUGACCAUACCACCAUCAGAAUUACCUAGACCAAGUCCAACACCACCAGCCUACCAAGUCACAUUCGCGGAUACAUUGGAAGGAACAGAUCCGGUGCCUCACUUCCCUUGUCUGAUAGUCAAUAUAGGUAGUGGAGUCAGUAUCGUUAAAGUGGACGAGGAUGGUUCAUUCGAAAGAGUCAGUGGUACUUCUCUUGGAGGAGGAACCCUCUGGGGUCUAUUGAGUCUUUUGACUGAUGCUGAAAACUUCGAUGAAAUGCUACUUCUGUCGGAACAAGGAGACAACUCAGCUGUAGACAUGCUUGUAGGAGAUAUAUAUGGAUCGGACUAUUCUAAGAUCGGAUUGAAGUCCUCUACAAUAGCUUCAUCGUUUGGCAAAGUAUUCAGAAAAGGAUCUAAUCCUGAACAGCGAAAGAAAUCAUUCAAACAAGAGGAUAUAGCGAAAAGUUUAUUAUAUGCUAUCAGUAACAAUAUUGGUCAUGUUGCAUAUAUGAAUGCAGCGAAAUACGGACUUGAUAAGGUGUUUUUCGGAGGAUGUUUCAUUCGCGGUCAUGCGGCUACCAUAUCAACGUUAUCAUAUGCCAUCAGAUUCUGGAGUAAAGGUACUAUGCGAGCAUGUUUCCUUCGACAUGAAGGCUUUUUAGGUGCAAUAGGAGCGUGGAUAAAGAACGUCGAACCCGAACAAAAUCAAGAUAUCGAUCAUGAAAAUGAAAAUGGGAAUGGGAAUGGGAAUGGGAAUGGGAAAGAAGAUCAUUCAAGCGAUUAG
Kwoniella shivajii is the source of this 1752-nucleotide messenger RNA. Its product is annotated as pantothenate kinase. The coding region runs from base 1 to 1752 and encodes 583 amino acids. Lineage: Eukaryota; Fungi; Basidiomycota; Tremellomycetes; Tremellales; Cryptococcaceae. Gene Ontology annotation, molecular function: ATP binding; pantothenate kinase activity. Gene Ontology annotation, biological process: coenzyme A biosynthetic process. Gene Ontology annotation, cellular component: nucleus; cytosol. The record is from RefSeq and is a predicted model, not a curated record. The transcript has 7 exons.